AUGAUAGGCAUACGGACUCUGCCUCCUGCCUUAAGUAAGGUUUCUAUUGCUAAGUGUCCAGUUGGUAAACCUCUUUUUAUUCUCCACAAGUAUUACGAGCCAGGCGACUUCAUCAUUGCAGGCAUUUUCUCUCAGAUCUACAUUUUUUCAAGUCCAAUCAGCUUUCAGAAACCACCUUCUGAGGAAGGUUUUGAUGACCUUGUGAUGUUCACUCACAAUUACCAGCACAUCCUUGCCUUGGCAUUUGCUGUGAAGGAAAUCAAUGAGAAUGCCCAACUCUUACCCAAUAUUAGUUUUGGCUUCCACAUUUUAAACAGCCAUUUCUUUGCAAGAUGGACCUACCUUGCCUCAAUGGAACUACUAUCUACAAAGGACAAAUUCAUCCCCAACUAUAAAUGUGAUAGUCACAAUAACAUCCUAGGAGUCAUUGGGGGACCCAAUUCUCAAGUCUGCCUGCACAUGACAAAUAUCCUGAGCACUUACAAAGUACCACAAAUCAUUUACGGGUCAUCUCCAAUAAUAGAAGACAAAACCAAAGAAGAUUUCUUCCACCAGAUGUUUCCAAACGGGACCCAUCAGUAUAUGGGGGUUCUUGAGUUGCUGCUGCAUUUCAAGUGGACCUGGAUUGGUGUAGUUGCAUAUAAUGAUGACAAUGGAGAAAUAUUUAAGCAGACUAUACUUCCCAUUUAUUCUCAGCAUGGUAUCUGCGUGGACUUCUUAGAAACAAUGCCCAAAAUGUCCUUUUCAGGUGAUGUUGCUGAAGCAGCAAUGGAAUGGUUUUCAACUUCACGUGUUGUCACAGGAAGUAGUGCCAAUACUGUUAUUAUACAAGGUGAACUGCAUACUAUUAGUGUCUUAAGAUCGAUUUUCCACUUUGCACAGUUUUAUGAUAUCGCAAUUGAGAGCCGUGUGUGGAUCAUGACAGCCCAGAUGGAUUUUGCUUCUCCUGGUUUUCUAAGAGAUUGGGACAUACAUUGCCUCCACGGAGCUCUGUCCUUUGCAAUUCACACAAAUUAUCCUAGAGGAUUCCAUAACUUUCUGCAAAAAAGAAACCCUGCUUCAGAAAAUAGAGAUGACUUUAUCAGAGUAUUGUGGAAAGACACAUUUAAUUGUGAUUUCUCAAAUUCCCCUCUAGAAGAGAAAAAUGAGGAGAUCUGCACCGGGAAGGAAAAGUUGGAAAAUUUACCUGUGACCCUCUUUGACACAAGCAUGUCUGGCCACAGUUACAGCAUCUACAACGCAGUAUACAUUAUGGCUCAUGCUUUGCAAGCAAUAACUUCAUCCAAGACAAAACCAAGAGCAAAUGUGAAAGAGAGAGCACAAUAUCAAUUCAAUCAAGAGCCAUGGCAGAAAAGACCACGUUCCCUGUGUAACGACCAUUGUGCUUCAGGUUCAAGUAGGAGUGAAAUUGAAGGAAAGCCAUUUUGCUGCUAUAAGUGCAUUCCAUGUCCAGAAGGGAAGAUGGCAAGUGAGAAAGAUAUGGAUGAUUGCAUAAUAUGCCCAGAAGGACAGUAUCCAAACAACAACCAUGACUUAUGCCUUCCAAAACACAUAGUUUUUCUGUCUUAUGAAGACCCAUUAGGGACCAGUUUGGCCACUACCGCAAUUGUCUUUGCCGGCAUUGCCACUAUGGUGCUUGGGAUCUUCAUCAAAUAUCAGGACACUCCCAUAGUCAAGGCCAACAACCGGAACAUCACCUACCUUCUCCUCCUCUCCCUUGUGCUCUCAUUCCUUUGCAGUUUAUUAUUCAUUGGAAAACCUGAAAAGGUGACCUGCCUUUUGCGACAAAUUGCUUUUGGGAUCGUCUUCUCAGUAGCCAUUUCUUGUAUAUUGGCCAAAACCAUCAUUGUCAUUUUAGCUUUCAUGGCUUCAGUGCCAGGAUCCAAGAUGAGGCGAUGGCUGGGCAAACGAUUAGAUAAUUACAUCAUUGUUUCCUGUUUCCUCGUCCAAGUUGUUAUUUGCAUUGUAUGGCUUGUAACCUCACCCCCAUACUCAGAUGCUGAUAUGAAUCUAGUGAUAGAUGAAAUCAUUCUGGAAUGUAACGAAGGCUCUACUGUCAUGUUUUACUGUGUCUUAUUCUACCUGCUUUUCCUUGCCAUUGUUGGUUUUACUGUGGCUUUCCAAGCCCGGCAUUUACCAGACAGUUUUAAUGAGACCAAGUUUAUCUCCUUCAGCCUGUUGUGUUUUUGCAGUGUCUGGUUGUCAUUUUUUCCAACCUAUCUGAGCACCAAGGGGAAAUACAUGGUGGCUGUGGAGAUCUUUUCCAUUCUGUCUUCCAGUGCAGGGUUACUGGGUUGCAUCUUUUUCCCCAAAUGCUUUGUUAUUAUUCUAAGGCCUGAUCUGAAUGACAAAAAGCAAUUGAUGAGAGGAAAGAAAGAAAAACUAUAA
This is a messenger RNA of Ahaetulla prasina, 2388 nucleotides long. RefSeq names its product vomeronasal type-2 receptor 26-like. Gene Ontology annotation, biological process: G protein-coupled receptor signaling pathway. NCBI's taxonomy places the organism in Eukaryota, Metazoa, Chordata, Lepidosauria, Squamata, Colubridae. The coding region runs from base 1 to 2388 and encodes 795 amino acids. The transcript has 5 exons. The record is from RefSeq and is a predicted model, not a curated record. Gene Ontology annotation, cellular component: membrane. Gene Ontology annotation, molecular function: G protein-coupled receptor activity.